UGUUGGCUGAUUUCACUGUGAUGGUGCUGAUUCUUUCGUUUGAUGAUGAAAGGUUGAUUAUGCUGUCUGUGAUGGACCUGCGUACCGCAGAUCCUGUGCCAAAAAGCCAUGCAGCAUCCUUGGGCGGCAAGGCUGCUAGGAAGACACCUUUUGACAUAGAUCAUGUAUCAGCUGUCAUACUGGAGGGCAAUGUCAUCAGUUAUAGCAGGAACUGCCAUGUUCCUUCUGAUAAUGUAUGGAUUUUCCUAUGGCAGAAUGAAGAGUUAUUUAUGGCUCACAUCUAUGUUAAUGUCAGUGGCAAUAGAUGCUUUAGUGAAUGAACCAGUGAAGAUUAUGUGUAUAGAUGUACUUGUCUCUUCAUUACUAAAGAGACAGCCAAGCAUAAUGGAAAUACAAGCUGAAGUCAUCAUAGAACCACAUGAGCUACAAUUGCAAAGAGAUCAAAAAACAAGACAAGAAAAUCAUUUAGAUGUGUUAAGGAAGCGUAUGCUCUCAGGUCCUUUAAACAGGAAAAAAUUAAAGAAAUUACAACAAAGGGAAUGCAAAUAUUUGUAUUGUUCUUUUCUAAUCGAGAAUUUAAUUGUGUCUGCAACAUAUUUAGUAAUUUUGAUCUUCAGUUUUCUCUAUAUGGAGGAUCAGCUCAUAUAUUUUAGCACAAGGUGUUUUGAAGAUUUAUUUAUCAGUGGAGUUCAUGCUUCAAUGAAUUAUUCAAACAUAAGAUUAGAAACAGACAGAGUAAACGAUUAGGUGUACCUCAACAUUGUACUAAAAUGCCUCUUUAUUUUGCUAGUCAAAUUGAAAAAUGCUAUUACUUGUGUAUUACACUGAAAUUCUAAAAAGAAUAUCAAUAUUUAUUAAGCAAAUUGCCUUAGUCAUAUCACAAAAAAUGAAAUGAUUUUUAUUAUUCAACUUAUUCAUCACUUGUUAGAAUCAAAUACAAUAUGUAUCAAAUAUGAUAAUAACAGAAAGAGUGAAUUAGUUCAAAGCUAAUAUAGAAAGGAACAACAUAAUCUAGCACUGACAACUGGGAACUUGAAAAAAAAAAUGUAAUUUUCAAAAGCAUAAAGUUAUAAGCUAUCAGGAAUAAGAAUAAUGAGAUCAAACAAUGCAAGAUAUCUGAACAGCAGACAGCUAACAGACAUUCAUUAUAUAAAAAGACUUUUGGUGUUAAUGCAUAAGAAACAAUCAGAAAAAUGAUGUGUGGUCAGCAGAAAAUCUUUUGAAAUUCUUUUUUGUUCUACAGAAGGAGAUGAGAAUGACAAGGAAACAUCCUGACAAAUUAGAAAUCUGUGCUAGACGAGAACUCAUACCUGAAGGCACGCUUUCCAUUCACUUUACAAAAUAUCUGUUACAACAUGCCUUUGUGCUUACAGUCAUGUUCUCUAAUACCUUUCUCCUACACUCAAAACACUAUUGAAUUAAAUUGAGGUGAAAGGGUAUGAAGAGAGAGCACUGACAAAUUUGAGAAAAUUUGUGAGGCAAUGGUAAUGAACAGUGAUCAACAUUGCCAUGUGGUGAAAGAGGCUUCAUGCCAUCAAUACACCUUUGUUGGCCAUGACAUUCUAAAAUUACUGCCUGGUUGAAUCCAUAUGUUCUUAGAGACAGUUAUGUUAAUCGCUUGGUAGACAUAAGAAGCUUAACAAACUUUUUGUUUGCACAACAAUGGACUGAUUUACCUUUGAAGAACUUUAUCUUAAGAAUAAUGGGAACUUAGAUAGUAUUGUUUUGUAGUGUAUGGUAUUUUACUUGUCAAAUAAUAUAUAUUUUAUAAACCAUGUGAUAGUAUUUUACA
Schistocerca serialis cubense is the source of this 1792-nucleotide messenger RNA. RefSeq names its product polycystic kidney disease protein 1-like 2. Gene Ontology annotation, biological process: detection of mechanical stimulus. The record is from RefSeq and is a predicted model, not a curated record. Gene Ontology annotation, cellular component: membrane. Gene Ontology annotation, molecular function: calcium channel activity. NCBI's taxonomy places the organism in Eukaryota, Metazoa, Arthropoda, Insecta, Orthoptera, Acrididae. Bases 163 to 747 code for a protein of 194 amino acids. The transcript has 6 exons.